Messenger RNA from Sphaeramia orbicularis (orbiculate cardinalfish), 4376 nucleotides. It is a transcript of the gene chst3a, whose product is annotated as carbohydrate (chondroitin 6) sulfotransferase 3a. Gene Ontology annotation, biological process: N-acetylglucosamine metabolic process; carbohydrate metabolic process. Gene Ontology annotation, molecular function: chondroitin 6-sulfotransferase activity; N-acetylglucosamine 6-O-sulfotransferase activity. Bases 471 to 1817 code for a protein of 448 amino acids. Gene Ontology annotation, cellular component: Golgi membrane. The record is from RefSeq and is a predicted model, not a curated record. NCBI's taxonomy places the organism in Eukaryota, Metazoa, Chordata, Actinopteri, Kurtiformes, Apogonidae. The transcript has 4 exons.
UUUAAAAGAUGUCGGUUUAGGACUUCACUUAUUUCCAAGAAAUCAUUCGGAUGUCCAGCUGCAUCACCAACCCCCUCAUGUGAAACCGAGUUCAACCGGAGUCAAAUCUGCACCAAAUUAAAAAAAAAAAAAAAAAAUAGCCAAGGUUAUUUUUUUUACGUGUGCCGCGCGCGUUGCUGUGUAAAGUCGAUGUUUGUCCAGGACGCUCGUGCCUCGGCGCUGCCUCUCAUUCAUGUUUCAGAGGAAAGGAACCCGCGUCCGACCAUACAAUGAACCAGUGUGUCCUUGUCCGACACAAUGCAGCAAGAUGCUACGAGGGACAUUACGGUUUCUCACAGCACCGAGGACGGGUCCUUUUUACUCGAUUGCCGAGAGAGACCAGCUAAAGAAUGAAGCUCCAUCCACUGCAUAACAAGCUAUGACGAUUAUAAAAACUGUAUAGACAUCCAGAACCAAGCCAGGACUUAAGAAUGAGGACCAAAUAUGCAAUCGUCUUCAUUUGUAUUGUGGCCCUGGUCAUCAUUGAAAAGGAAAGCAACAUCCUGUCAAGGGUCUCUGAUAAGCUGAUCCAGAGGCAGAAUCCACAGCAGACUCCACAAACUCCGCUGGAUUACAGCAACUCCACAGAAAAUGGCUCCCUGAACGUGUUAAAAAUGCUGCUUUCCAAACUCACUGACACAAAAGGGAAUUACUCAAGUUUCUCUGAGGAGCAGGAGGAGGAUGAACUCGACGAUUUGGGCACGUACAGCUUCAGCGGCGGCCGUAAGCAUAUAUUACUGUUGGCCACCACAAGAACAGGCUCCUCUUUUGUGGGGGAAUUUUUCAACCAGCACGGUGGAAACAUGUUCUACCUGUUUGAGCCUCUGUGGCAUGUGGAGCGCAUGCUGACCACGGCCACCGAGUCCAACAAUGGGACAGUGUUGGCAGGAAUUUAUCGGGAUGUACUCCAGGGCCUGUUUCUCUGCGAUUUCUCUCCUCUUGAGAAGUUCAUCUCUCCCUCACCUCGGGACCACGUCACCCCGGCCCUUUUCCGCAGAGAGUCAAGCCUUUCACUGUGUGAAGAACCUGUCUGCACUCCUGUGAUCAAAGAUGUUUUUGAGAGGUAUCACUGUAAGACACGACGCUGCGGACCGCUCAACUUGACCCUUGCAUCACAAUCUUGUCUUUCUAAGCAACACCAUGCCAUUAAGACUGUCCGUGUGCGCCAGCUGGACACGUUGCAGCCCCUGGUCGAGGAUCCUCGUUUGGAUGUGAGAAUUAUCCAGCUUGUUCGAGAUCCGCGGGCCAUCUUAGCAUCCCGAAUGGUAGCUUUCUCAUCCAAGUACCAGACGUGGAAGACCUGGGCGCAGGACGGCCAGGUGCCCGAGGACGACGAGGAGGUGAAAAGGCUAAAAGGAAACUGCGACCACAUCAGGAUGUCCGCGGAGGUGGGACUGAGCCGACCUCACUGGCUGAGGCGUCGUUACAUGUUGGUGCGUUACGAGGAUAUUGCACGUUACCCCAUGCAGAAGGCAGAGGAGAUGUACAGGUUCACAGGUAUACCAUUCAGUCCACAAGCGAGAGAAUGGAUUCUGAGGAACACCCAGACCACACAGGGCGCAAGCGGGAUUUACUCCACGCAGAAGAACUCAUCAGAACAGGCAGAGAAAUGGAGAUUUAGCAUUCCCUUUACACUGGCUCAGGUAGUACAGAGGGUGUGUGGACCCACCAUGAAGCUGUUUGGCUACAGAUUUGUCAAUGAUGAAAAAACACUGAUCAAUAAGUCCAUCAGUUUGCUUGAGGAGAAACUGUUUCAUUUACAAAGAAACUCACUGUGAAUCUGCAACACACUGCACAUGAUGGAUCGAAACAGGAGAAGUUGUGACUGCACAGAUUAAAAGGAAAAAAGUAGCUAAUUGUGCCACAAUACUACAAGGGAAGUAUUUCUCACUGAUAAAAGGCCAUACAGUACUCAUAUUCACCAACAAUGUGCCUCAUUGUAACAAGACACUUGAUAUAGAAACGUAUUUAUUUGGAAACUAUAUUAACAAAAAGUCUGGUACUGAAGCUUUAUAUCAUGCUGUGUUUUCAUGUAAUUGAAAUAAGCAUAGAUGUCAACCCUGCCACAUAAGAGCUUAUUAUAAAGGAAUAUGAAGACAGUCUGAGGGUAGCUGCUUAUAUUUAGAUUUUCAGGGAGAAACUACGCUCGGAGUACCAUUGAAAGGAACGUGUAUAUGUUUUGUUGUGUGUGAAAUGACGGUGUAUCUCUUGAUAUGAAUAUGGUCUUAGAUGUUUUAACUCUGAAUUCUUACAAUUUGGAUUUUAAUUUCAUAUUCAUCCGUAAUAACAUGGACUGUACGCAGCAUGUUAAUAAUUCUGGAUCAUUGCAGCAUUGGUAUUUGAGAGUUAAAACAUAUUUGGAGAAAAUCAAGAUAAUAGUAGCGGUCUAGUGGUGUGUAUCUUGUGUGGUUUGCCUUCUACAUUAUCUGACUUUAAAAAGAAAAAGCAGGAAUUACCCUUUAAUGUCUGUGUAGUUCAACCUGUUACAUAUCAGUAGCUAUGCACUUAAUAGAUUCCCAUGAUAUUAGAAGUGAAUUGCUUUAAUGGGUUUUACACAUUAGCCAUAUUUGCCUCAGGUGAAGAAGUGAAUGUAAAAAAUGUAACUUGUGUCAUCUUAAUCGUAUCUUCACAACCUUAUCAUAACUUAAUAUGAGCUUCACCUAUAUGCAAUAUAAAACCAUUUUAUUUUUAUGUAAUUCAAAUGAAACGCAAUAUACAGUAUAUCACAGAGAAGAGGUUAACAGAGGAUAUAUUUAAGAUAUAUUUAUGUCUAUAUGUACUGAGGCAUGGACCAAGAUGGAGAGUUAGUUACAUUCCUGAAAUAUUUAACGUGUUUACAAUGCACAUGUGUUAAAGUGUUGAUUUUUUUCCAAUAAAAAUCCAGUAGCAGUGCCAUCCCAGUGUUGCUUUCCUAAUGUAAAGUACACCAUUAGUUUUUCUACGUAAACAGCUUCUCAGGCACUAAACUGCUUAAACCUGUUGACAGACUGCCUUAAAUUAGCAGGUGAAGUCAUAAUUGAACAUUUUUCUUUCAGAACAAGUGUCUUCUUAGAUAAUGUCAAACCAAAUAGAAACAAUAUACAAAUAUAUUUAUACAGAUAGAGAAAUAUUAACAAAUCCCAGGAUGUUUUCUACCAUUGGGAUCACUGUGCACACACCUCAUACAGCUUAUACAGUUUAUACAUAUAUAGUAUAAGCUGUAUAUUCUAACAUAAAGCCUACAGUGUUGACAUAACUUUAAGUGAAACCCUGUACUCAUCUUGAUGGUAUAUGAAGGUAGGCACUGUGAAUCUAGUUCAAUAGCAGCAUUGUGUGCAGCUUGGCGGAGGGGCUGCCAAGGCUGGUAUGCCGCUAUGGAAGGGAUAUGUGUUAGAGGUACAUAGUAGUGGUCUUUCACUGCCUUACUGUUGAGAACAUAAAUAUGAAUACAUUACAACGGACAUGCCUUGGGUCAUCGAGACUUAGUUACAUAAGUAAGCAGAAAUCAUACAGUCAAAUACUAUGCUUAGUAUAUAGGUACAUUUCAACUCAAUACAGAAACCUAAAGUCAGAAUGUCUUUAUAUGAUAUUGUAUAUGAACAGUUUAGUGAGGAAGGUUUGCGUAUGCUUGUUUUUGUGAUUGUGGUUAGUUUGUGUUGGAAUCUGUCGAUAACAGCCUGUCUGCUAAUCUCUAUGUCGAUGACUUGUUUUAUUCUGAAAAAAAAAAAAAAAAAAACUAGCACUCACUCCCAGGGUCUUUACUGCCUUUCUUCAGCUUUUACAGCUGCGAGACUGAGCAACAUUAGUCACCAUUAGCUUAGAAAUGCAGGCAUCUAAUGUUAAACAAAUAACAAACUCUCAAUGUAAUACAGAUGUCAACACAAACUUCACGCGAGCGCAUAAGCAUAUCGUUAGCUUCAUAGCAUAAUAGUUAUAUUUUUGUGAGAUCUUCGUAAUUUUACUCUCUUAACACUGCUGCUUCAUUUUGUAACAUUGGCUAUGAUCUGAAAACUGCUAUGCUAUGAGGCUAACAAUACGCAAAUCUUUCACAUUAAACAUAUUGAACUGGUGUUUGUGUAUAGAAUGAGUAUCUUUUGCUCCAUGAGAACCUGCACAGCCUGGCUAUAACGUCUAUUUUCUGCAGUUUUUUGCAACAUGAUUUUGAGGUCAGAAGUUCAGCUCAUUGCAAAGUAUAAAUUGUAAGGGAACGCAACACACUAAGCAUACAGAUGGAUGACUGAAAAAUAUUGUAGCUUAUGUUAAAGACAUGGUGUUAGGAAUUUCUGUAGUUGUUUCCAUGUUGUUUUCUGUUGUGAAAACUUGUUUCUGAGAUUCAUUAAAGCUGACGAUUUACCAGC